Molecule: messenger RNA, 969 nt
Organism: Zootermopsis nevadensis
Lineage: Eukaryota; Metazoa; Arthropoda; Insecta; Blattodea; Termopsidae
Gene: Ssu72
Product: Ssu72 CTD phosphatase
Biological process (GO): mRNA processing
Cellular component (GO): nucleus
Molecular function (GO): phosphoprotein phosphatase activity
Source: RefSeq, a predicted model, not a curated record
CUGACAAUCAUUAUAGGCCAUGUAUACAGAAAAUUGGAUAAUUUACCUGAUCCUACAAAUUACAAUUAAUAUUUACGCAAACUGAUAGUAUUCAUAAAGAUUUACAGGCAGUAAAACAAUUAAUUUAAUGUUUAUAACGGUACAAAUAAUAGGGCAGAACUGUAACUAAAUUUGAACGUCUUAUGUGUUAUUACUAGGUUAAGGGAGUUAUUGGCCUCGUUAGUAGCAUUGAAACGCAUUUUAACCUAGACGCAAAAUGCCAGGGACUAGCAGCUUGAAAGUUGCUGUCAUAUGUUCAAGUAACAUGAACAGAAGUAUGGAAGCCCAUGCUUUCUUAAGUAAGAAGGGGUUUCAUGUCGAGUCUUACGGCACCGGAGACAAAGUGAAGCUACCAGGACCAGCCCCAGACAAGCCAAAUUGCUAUGAGUUUGGAAUAACAUAUGACGAAAUAUAUCAAGAUCUUCUUGUAAAAGACAAGACUUUCUAUACACAAAAUGGACUACUGCACAUGAUAGACAGAAAUAAACGAAUUAAACCCAGACCAGAACGUUUCCAGGCUACUAGAGAUAAGUUUGAUAUUCUUGUUACUUGUGAAGAGCGAGUAUAUGAUCAAGUUAUUGAAGCUUUAGAAAGCCGAACCCCGACAGACAAUUCUUCAGUCCAUGUAAUCAACAUUGAUAUCCAAGAUAACCAUGAAGAAGCCACAUUAGGGGCAUUUUUGAUCUGUGAACUCAUGACUGUGCUGUCACAGAGUGAAGAUCUGGAUAAUGACAUUGAUGAGCUGCUUCAUGAUUUUGAACUGAAAUGUGAGCGUCCCAUCCUGCACUGCGUGCUGUUCUACUGAAAAACUGUAAUAUCUGAAGGCACAUGGUGAAGUGACUUAACAGAUGAAAAGGUAUAUUAUAUGUUAAUAGAUAUGGAAAAUUGUAUAAUAUUGUAUGAACAAUAAAGAAGUAAAUGUAAAUAGUA